Molecule: messenger RNA, 2682 nt
Organism: Salvia miltiorrhiza (redroot sage)
Lineage: Eukaryota; Viridiplantae; Streptophyta; Magnoliopsida; Lamiales; Lamiaceae
Product: histone-lysine N-methyltransferase family member SUVH9-like
Exons: 2
Coding region: 197-2149 (650 amino acids)
Cellular component (GO): nucleus
Molecular function (GO): histone methyltransferase activity; zinc ion binding; protein binding
Source: RefSeq, a predicted model, not a curated record
GCACUGGCAGUCCUCAAUUUUACACUUUUAUUACUAUUUCAACAGCCCUCUUCUGCUUAGGCAUUAACAUCAGUUUCCCUUCCUUGUUUCCUCCAUUUCAUUUCUCACCUCCUUCAACCACCCCUCCCCAAAAUCACACCAACUAAACCCCUCUGCGACCCCCCCCUUCCGCCGCUGGAGCUCCGAUUCCCCAAAAAUGAGCUCCAAUUCCCUGGUCCCAUUCCAGGAUUUGAACCACCUCCCCUCCACCUCCUCCCCCGCCCCCACCCCUCUCAUCGUCCCCAAAUCCGAACCCAAACUCGAGCCCCUCGACGAAGCCCUACCUUCUCCGCCGCCGCCUCCUCCUGCAUCGGCGGCGGAGGCGGCGGCGGAGCUCUUCUCCGAUUACAAUCGCCUCUUCGGUCUCUUCCAGUCCAACAUUCCGGGGGUAAUUCACCCAAACGGCGCCGUUUCACCUCUGCCAGAUUCCCACCCCGAUUCGCUCGCGCUCGUGUCCGUCCCUGACCCGCAGUCCAACCUCUCAAACGUCGUCGUCUUAACGCCACGUGGCGCCACGCGCAAGUACCAGGUGCGCUCCUCCGAGCUGGUCCGGAUCAUGGAUCUCAAACCCGAGGACGAGCUCUACUUCCGCGACAUGGUGCGGAAGACGCGGAUGCUCUUCGACUCGCUGCGCGUUUUCGCGAUUGCGGAGGACGAGAAGGAGCGACGGCGGGACGCGCUAGCCGCACACCGCCGCACGAGGGGGGACCUGAGGGCGGCGGCGAUAAUGAGGGAGCGGGGAUUGUGGCUCAACCGCGACAAGAGAAUCGUGGGGAGUAUGCCGGGGGUUUUUGUUGGAGAUGUCUUCUUUUUCAGGAUGGAAUUGUGCGUGAUUGGAUUGCACGGCCAGGCGCAGGCCGGAAUCGAUUAUGUUCCGUCUAGCCAGAGCUCGAACGGGGAGCCGAUUGCGACGAGCAUUAUUGUUUCGGGUGGGUAUGAGGAUGAUGAGGAUGCAGGGGAUGUGAUAGUGUACACUGGCCAUGGAGGGCAGGACAAGAAUAGCAGGCAGGUGGUGCACCAGAAGCUUGAGUGCGGGAACUUGGCGUUGGAGAGGAGCAUGAAUUACGGAGUCGAGGUGAGGGUGAUUCGCGGCUUCAAAUAUGAAGGUAGUGCUAGUGGUAAGGUCUAUGUAUAUGAUGGGUUGUAUAAGAUUAUUGAUACUUGGUUCGAUGUUGGGAAAUCAGGGUUUGGGGUUUUUAAAUUCAAGCUUAUUAGGAUAGAGAAUCAGGUCGAGAUGGGGAGUAGUGUGAUGAAGUUUGCUGUGAGUUUGAGGACGCGGCCAUUGGAUGCCCGGCCUAAAGGCUAUGUCUCGCUUGAUUUAUCGAAGAAGAAGGAGAAUUAUCCGGUCUUUUUCUUCAAUGAUGUUGAUCAGGAUCACGACCCGGUUUAUUAUGACUAUCUUGUCACUACUGUUUUCCCACCGUAUGUGUAUAAUCAUGCUGGGAGCGGUCAUGGUUGUAAUUGUGCUGGGGGGUGUCUGGAUGAUUGCUUAUGUGCUAUGAAAAACGGGGGUGAGUUUGCAUAUGACUUGCAGGGGAUUUUGGUGAGGGGGAAGCCUUUGAUAUUCGAGUGUGGGCCGCAUUGUAGUUGCCCUCCCACUUGUCGGAAUCGUGUGGCACAGAAGGGGGUCAGGAAUAGAUUUGAAGUGUUUAGGUCGAGGGAGACUGGUUGGGGAGUGAGGUCACUGGACUUGAUCCAGGCCGGUUCUUUUAUUUGUGAGUAUGCAGGAGUUGUUCUCACUCGCGAGCAAGCGCAGAUAUUCACAAUGAAUGGUGAUAGGUUGAUUUACCCUAGCCGUUUUGCUGGAUGCUGGAAACAAUGGGGCAAUUUGUCCGAAGUGUUCUCCGAUUAUGUUUGCCCAGAAGCUCCAUCAGUCCCUCCUUUGGAUUUUGCCAUGGAUGUUUCGAGAAUGAGGAACGUUGCGUGCUACAUGAGCCAUAGUUCAAGUCCAAACAUCAUGGUGCAGCUUGUAUUGUAUGAUCACAAUAACUUGUCUUUCCCACACCUCAUGCUAUUUGCUAUGGAGAAUAUCCCUCCCCUCAGAGAGCUGUCUCUUGAUUAUGGUGUAGCUGAUGAAUCAAAUAUGGGAAAACUUGCAAUCUGCAAUUAGUCCCCGUAUUGUUAAGUUGGCUCGAUGGUAAACUUGCUGGGGAGGGCUUGUGCUAAGCACAAGCAAGACAUUAAACAUAUGCUGCUUGGCAUGUAAAUAGAAGAUUCCUUCACAUACAUUUUGUGCUCGUUUUCUGAUGGAUGUGGAGGUUGCUGCUGUUUCCCGGCCUAGGAGAUUGCUGCUGGUUUUUGUCUUGACAUGUUUUGACCUUGCAGCGCACGAUUAUGCAAAAUAGUAGAAGAAAUAUGACUACACAGCCGAAGCAAAUGGUCCACGGUCUACUCUAGAUAAUAGAAAAUCUUCGGUGAGAUUAUCCUCUUAUCAUCAGCCUGUAUAUAUGAAAUUCUGACAUGCAUGUUCUUGUACAGGAUAUAGGUGUAUGUUCAUGGAUAAUUUCUUCAUCUAACGUCUAAUCUCUUAACGAGCUGUGGGAGCCAUUUUUUUUUGUUUGUAACAAAUCCGAGGUUCCCAAUUUUUGCAUUGUACAACUUUAUACACCCAUAUUCCUGAUAUGUAAUUGUCAUUUGCUUGCA